AUGAACUUCAACUUGGCACCAUCUUCCAGCAAUGAACUUCAAGCUGAAGGUUCAUAUGUGUUCCCCUCCACACUUCCUCAACGCCCUUAUAAUCUUUCCGCUGUUGGGACUCCCAGCACUCCCAGCCAUCAUUCAAGUUCUCCUCCAAGCUCUCCGUCAUUAGUUUCUACAAUGGGAUCAGAUUCAAAUAUGAAAAUAACAGCAGCAGACACUACAUCAGAUGCAGAUGAUGAUAUGUUUCCUCUAACGCCUAAUUCCAAGAGUUCAUUCAGUGUCGCCAACAAUCCGUCUAAUGGAGCUGGACCGCAUAACUCAUGUUGUUCUCCUGAGAGCGAACACCAUGAUUUUGUUGCUAACAGUCCGUCUAACGGAGCUAGGCUGCAAACUCUAAGUCCUCCUGAGAACGGACACGGCGAUCCUCCUCAUUACAACACCACGUUCUUUGAAGACCAAAAUCUUUUUGAUCAAUUAUCCGGUAGAUCUGUCACUUUCAACGAUGCAUCAGAAGUCAUCAGCGAGAAGGUUAACGAUGUGUAUGCCAAGAUUCUGGGAGAGCUUAGCACAACCUCUCUCCAAUACGUUAUUCAAUACAUGGAAGCCGUUCGUGAAUGCCACUGCAUGCUCUACCACGCUGCAUGUUGGGAAGUCUUGGAAUAUGCAAGGUGGGAAGCUCUCGCCCGCUCCAUGCGUGAAAAUUCAAAAAUAGACUUCUUGAAGGCAGAGCAGGAAGUACGGUUUCUACUGGAAAUCUUUGGCCGAUGUGACCUGGCAUUGUCUUGUCAUCCUGUCACAAGUAGGAAUUAUCCUGCUGAUGCCCGCGACAGGAGCAAGGCUUCUAUCUGUCGAACCAAUGCUAUACUCGACAUACUAAAUGGUGCUAAAGAGAUGCGUGCUGUGGAUGACUGGUGCAACUUGAAAGGCGUCCAAGUGCUAGUCAGCUCCAAGUGCCAUGCGCUUUCUCAAAACGCUUUGGAUAGCCGUGCUCUGGGCUGCUCCUGGGAGAGAACCAUGGACAAUCGAGGGCUCAGUAGGCACCGCGCAUCUUGUCAUUUUUUCAAGAAAGCCAGCAGUCUGGCGAGUUGGAAGCGACAAAAUCGUGCAAAGGAGGCGUUUAUGAACUCUUCCAAAGCAAACACCUCCCAGUCAGCCGCUGUUCUCUCAACUUUGGCAGGGGGUUGGAAUGUCAGUCAUCGGACAUGUAACUCCUCGGGUCAAUUUCUAUGGCUUGCGGUUUAUGCAGUGCGUCCAGUCUUGUAG
This is a messenger RNA of Suillus subalutaceus, 1257 nucleotides long. RefSeq lists its product as uncharacterized. The transcript is spliced from 7 exons. Lineage: Eukaryota; Fungi; Basidiomycota; Agaricomycetes; Boletales; Suillaceae. The coding region runs from base 1 to 1257 and encodes 418 amino acids. The record is from RefSeq and is a predicted model, not a curated record.